This is a messenger RNA of Ilex paraguariensis (yerba mate), 1866 nucleotides long. The record is from the annotation of a GenBank genome assembly. Lineage: Eukaryota; Viridiplantae; Streptophyta; Magnoliopsida; Aquifoliales; Aquifoliaceae.
GGGAAAGAUACGAUAUGUCCCUUGCAUUCACAUUUCCUUUGCUUUUGGUCUAGGGUUUUCAUAGAUCAAUCGGAGAAGAGCUUCUACUCUCACUCCUUGAAACUCUACACCAACACGAGCUAGACAACCAGAGAUAAUCCGGAACACGACCUGCCAGAAGUCGCCUUCCCAUCAGACUGUUCUUUUCUUGGUUCUGGUUAUUUUAUUGGCCAAUGGCAGAUGCAGAAAAUGCCGUUCCACUUUCAAAGAAAAGGGUUGCCGGAAGGCAAUUAUCCCGUGAUAACCCGGGUCUUGAUGAUGAGGAAGAGGGUUCUGAACAAGAGACUGGAACUUUCAAGAGAGCAAGUGAUGACGUGCUGGCAGGUAGAAAAAUAGUCAAAGUUCGUCGCCAUCAGACAUCAUCGACCCCAUCAGCCCCUUCUUCUAAUCCUUUUGCAGGCAUCUGCCUGGUCCUUCCUACUGCUGCCAGUGCCACUCCAGCUGAAGUCACUGCCGAAGCAGGAGAAACAGUUUCAGAUGAGGGAGUAGAAGGGAAGAAUGAUGUGAAUAAGGAAAUUGAGAAAGAAAAAGAGGAGAAUGAUAAGGAAUCUGACAAGAAGGUGGACGUGGUGGUGGCUGAAUCCACUGCAGAUGAAAAGAAGACUCAGGUGGUUGACGAGGCAAACAAAGCUGAGAUAGCUGAUGAGAAGGCGGCAGAGGUCAACGAAACUGAGAACAGAAAGGAGGAGGAGCGUACAGAUAGCCCAAGAACUGAGAGUGAAGAUAAGAAAGAUGCGAGUGAAGAAAAUGUAGAAAAGAGUGGUGAAACUGCAUCUUUUAGCUCAUUUCAUCAGCUGUCUAGUGGUCAAAAUGCAUUUACUGGACUUGCUGGAACUGGGUUUUCCAGUUCUAUAUUUUCAUUUGGGUCAAUUCCGAAAGAUGGAUCUCCACUAGGUUCUAGUUCUGGUUCUCUUUUUGGACUUAAAAGUGAUCCGCCCUCUUUUGGUUUUGGUCUUUCUAGCAAUGGAAAUUCUUCUGUGUUUGGCAACACUGUGACAUCCACUGCCAGUAAGAAUGAGGGAAGGUCCAUGCAGGAGGUUUUUGUUGAGACGGGGGAAGAGAAUGAGAAAGCUGUCUUCACGGCUGAUUCUGUGCUGUUUGAGUUUCUUGAUGGAGGUUGGAAGGAACGAGGAAAGGGAGAACUCAAAGUCAAUGUUCCUACAAUUGGGACUGGAAAAGCUAGACUUGUUAUGAGAGCCAGGGGAAAUUAUCGGUUGAUUUUAAACGCCAGUCUUUAUCCAGACAUGAAGCUGACAAAUAUGGAUAAGAAAGGCAUCACUUUUGCCUGUGUGAAUAGUAUUGGUGAAGGGAAGGAUGGUCUUUCUACAUUUGCUUUGAAGUUUAAGGAUGUUGUGAUAGUUGAAGAGUUUCGUGAGGCUGUUGAAGAACAUAAGGCUAAGGUGACACAUGUUGCUCUGAAGACUCCAGAAAAUUCUCCAAAGGCAUCAGAUGAUUAGAUAUUGCUACGGAUCAAUUUGCAGAGAAUCAUUUAUACUCAUCAGGAUGUGACCUGUGAUAGCUUGCCCUUUCCACCUCUUAUGAGGAUUGAGGAAGAAGGAAAAGCAGUUUAGUUAGUUACUUGUAAGCCUCUGUAGUAGAGCUAGACUCAUAUCCAUUUUGUUGUUGUUUACUUCAGUAGGCUUUGACAGUAUUUCUGUUCCUUCUGGUAAACACUGGUUCAGAAUGCAUAACAUUACGUUUAUGGAGAGUUGGAAUGCAAACAAAGUUUUACCGUUGUCCAUUGAUUUGGUUUAUGCAUCAGAUGACAAUGUUUCAGGUUGAAUAUGAUAGGCAUGUAACCUGUUCUGCCAAAAACUUACUGUUAUG